ACACGGUCCGGGCGGCUCCCGCGCCCCCGGCGCCGCGAAGUUCCUCCGCAUCUGCUCCCCUCCGCCGCCCUCGGUCUUUCUGCGUCCCCCGCGCCGCCCCCCGCCUGUUCCGUGGCCGCCUGCCGGCGGCACGGUGCUCUCCCGCCUCCGCCCCACCGCGGGGAGCCGCCCUAGCCUGGCCGCCCCGCGGGCACCCGGCCUCUGCGGGGGCGGCGGGCGGAGAAGUAAAACCAGGCCCCGGCACGGGCGCGGGGCUGGAGCCGGAGCCGCCACCGCCACGGGAAGGAGAUGAUAGGUGGAAAUGAAUCCUGUACUGCAGGACCGAUGCCCAUGUCCUACCUGACCUGCCUGACUUACAUCCUGGGAGAAUGGACUGGCGUGGAGCACAUUGAAGACUAUCUGAGUUAUGCAGUCUACCUUUUAUGGGUGCUUUUGCCACUGGCAGUAGUUUUUAUACUUCCAGGAAGUAUCAUCAUCCUCUUUUAUACUUCCAUUCUCCUUCUUCAUAUUUAUAAAAGGAAGAAUGAACUAAAGGAAGCUUAUUCCCAUGACUUUUGGGCUGGUGGAAAACAAAUGCUGGCUACCCUAUGGGAUGGACAUGGAAGAAUAUGGCAUGGUUAUGAGCUUCAUGGGACUGAAAACAUUCCUGAAGGACCAGGGCUUAUUGUGUUCUAUCAUGGAGCUACUCCUGCUGACUGUAUCUAUUUCAUGGCUAGACUUCUGAUAGAGAAGAAGAGAUACUGCUAUGCAGUAGCUGAUCAUUUCGUCUUUAGAUUACCAGGUUUUAAAAUACUACUUGAUGCACAUGGAGUCAUGCAUGGACCAAAAGAAGAGUGUGUCAGUGCUCUGAAGAAGGGCUCCCUGCUGGCCAUUGCCCCAGGAGGGGUUCGGGAGGCGCUCUUCAGUGACGAGAUGUACACAAUUAUCUGGGGCAAUCGGAAGGGCUUCGCUCAGGUGGCCAUCGAUGCAAAAGUGCCCAUCAUUCCUAUGUUUACACAAAAUGUCCGAGAAGGAGUCAGGACAUUAGGAGGAAUAAGGAUCCUGAGGACUCUCUAUGAGCGCAUCAGGCUGCCCAUAGUUCCUCUGUACGGCGGCUUUCCGGUCAAGCUUCGAACAUUCAUUGGAGAGCCCAUCCCGUAUGAACCAAAUGUCACUGCUGAGGAACUGACUGCAAAGACCAAAGCAGCACUCCAAGCUCUAAUAGAGAAACACCAGAAAAUACCAGGAAAUAUAUUUAGGGCUUUAAUGGAACGAUUUCAGGCACAAAAGAAAGAUGAUUAAGGUCUUCUGAGCAAACUGCUCUUUAGCUAUAAUGUUCUUAAAGUCAUAUUUGUAACUUAUUCUGAUACUAGGUUUGAAAUACUGUCCUUGUGAUACUGCUGUAUAACUGAAGAUGUAAAACUCUUGCCCUUGCCCUUCCCUCUCUCCAGUACCGAGCUCAGGAACCCAAACUUCGAACCAUUCGAGAGCUUAGUUUUUGCUAAGUGCAUUCCUACCUUCAAAGUAUGUUUUUCAGGAGUGACCCUGCAAGUCUUCAUCUACAUGGUCUCUUGUCUUUUGGUUCUGUUUCCCCCACCUGUGGUUGCUCUUUAGCCUGAAUGUCAGACCUGCUGCAGAGCUAGAACCUUCCCGUCGUGAUCAGCGUCACUGGACCCAGGUUUUGCAGCCCACACAGAUGCUGCCCAGCACUUAUAAAAACCUUUAGGUCUUGUGCUGCUGGGGAACUGGUUCUGUGGCCUGCAGACCCUCUAGAUACACCAGCAAAACCUAGGUAUGGCAUUUAGAUUUACUGGGGGAGCUCAGAAGGAGCUUGGAGGAGUGAAAAUUGAUCAGAGAAUUGCUGUGAACCCAGGAAGUUUGUUACGGCAACAGCCCUGGUGAAUGAGAACCCAACACAGAGCUGCUGUUCCAAGCUGACCCAGCUUGGAGAUCUGCCCUUCAGCAGAGAGCUGUCCUGUGGUGUUCUCAGUGGAUCUACAAAUUUUCCUUUGGAAGAGUGAGCCAAGCACUUAAACCUGAAGCAGUGGAAAGGAGAGCACUGCUUAGUCACGUGAGUCAGAAAGCUUUGUUGUGAAGGAAAGACAAAAAUGGGUACAACAGAGCAGCAGUGCUUUUGAAAACAUAGAGAGCCAUUCCCAAAUAGCCUGAAACUGUGAACUGUUCAACACCCAUAGCCUUCAAACAGUUAUUU
Messenger RNA from Dryobates pubescens (Downy woodpecker), 2191 nucleotides. Its product is annotated as transmembrane protein 68. Lineage: Eukaryota; Metazoa; Chordata; Aves; Piciformes; Picidae. Gene Ontology annotation, cellular component: membrane. The record is from RefSeq and is a predicted model, not a curated record. Gene Ontology annotation, molecular function: acyltransferase activity. Bases 289 to 1281 code for a protein of 330 amino acids. The transcript has 7 exons.